UAGUAGGGUGGGAGAUAAAAUAAUAAAUGAAAUGAGAAAAACUUGAAUAUUAUUUGAACUUGAGCGCCACCUGCGACUUUCAAAGAAGCAGAAGAACUUUUUAAGUUCAUUUAUUUAUACUCACCUGCUGCCACCUUCUACGAAAAAAAUGACGCUGCGGAAAAGAAUUUUGUUUCAUACUAUAACAUUUAUACUCAUUGGUCAUCUGCAUGCGUUUCAAAAUUUUACUGGACACAAGUUACUGGGAAUGGUACCGAGAAAUUCAGAUGAAGUGGAAACACUCCGAUAUUACAUGGAAGAUCCUGAGUUUGAUUUUUGGACGGAACCUGUGCGCGUUAUGGAAAAUGUUACACUUCACGUAUCCGGAUCCACCGCAGAACAAUUUGAAGGCACACUUCGAAGAAAAGGGAUGCCCUUCUAUACCAUCACUGAUAAUUUACAAAGUUGGAUUGAGAGAGAAAGAGAAGAAAAUUAUCCGGGAACACACUUAGAGGGACGGACGGCCGGAUUUGCAUUCGAUGUCUACCAUCCACUAGACGAGGUGUUUGUCUUA
Parasteatoda tepidariorum (common house spider) is the source of this 553-nucleotide messenger RNA. The record is from RefSeq and is a predicted model, not a curated record. NCBI's taxonomy places the organism in Eukaryota, Metazoa, Arthropoda, Arachnida, Araneae, Theridiidae.